Choloepus didactylus (southern two-toed sloth) is the source of this 2583-nucleotide messenger RNA. RefSeq names its product leucine rich repeats and death domain containing 1 (gene LRRD1). Lineage: Eukaryota; Metazoa; Chordata; Mammalia; Pilosa; Megalonychidae. The record is from RefSeq and is a predicted model, not a curated record. Gene Ontology annotation, molecular function: protein binding. The coding region runs from base 1 to 2583 and encodes 860 amino acids. The transcript is spliced from 5 exons.
AUGUCUGAAAAGGAGAGUACUUCAGAAGAGCAAGAUGAUAUCACCAGUCAAUUUGGAACCAAUUCAAGAGCACAAUUAGUAGGGGAACCUGGAUUUAUUAAAGAAAUAGCAAAUUCAUUAAAUGAAGCCUUUGAUUACCCAGAAGAAAAACCCUCAACUCUGGUUUGUGAAACUUAUCCUCAAAAGGAUACAUUAGAGUCAACAUCUUCCUCUGGAAUUAAAUCUAAGAGAAAUGAAGAACAAAGGCAAAAGCUUCAAUUUUCUGAAACAAGCACUAGGAAUCUCAGCUCACAAUCAAAAACAGAAAUUUCACCAAGUACAUCAGAAUCAAUGACUGACAUGAUUCAAGAAUAUCAGACCUUUAUUAAAUUUCUAUCUCAUAAAACAAGAAAAAUUAGUACACGACUCCCUGAAGAAAAUCAGCAAGGACUUGACUUAGGAUCAGAUAACUUCACAGUUAACCUUGAGGCCAAGGGUUUACAAGAAUUCCCUAAGGACAUUUUAAAAAUCAAAUAUGUAAAAUAUCUAUAUUUAGACAAGAACCAAAUCAAAACUUUUCAAGUGACAGACUCAGGUGAUCUGUUAGGACUUGAAAUUCUAUCUUUGAAAGAAAAUGGGUUAUCAUCACUUCCACCUGAAAUUCGGUUACUGCAUAAUUUGAAGAUAUUAAAUGUCAGUCACAACCAAAUAUCACAUAUACCUAAAGAAAUAUCACAACUUGUGAAUAUCAGGCAACUCUUUUUAAAUAACAAUUACAUUGAAAAUUUUCCUUCUGACUUAGAAAGUCUUGGAAACUUGGAAAUUUUAAAUUCGGCUAGAAAUAAGUUAAGGCAUAUACCAGAAACUUUGGCUAGUUUGAAAAACCUGAGAGUUCUCAAUCUAGACUAUAAUCAGUUAACAAUAUUUCCUAAAGCUCUAUGCCUGCUUCCAAUGUUAAUUUCACUAAACCUUACUGGAAAUCUGAUAAGCAGUUUGCCAAAGGAAAUUAGGGAGCUUAGGAAUUUAGAAAACUUUUUAAUGGAUCACAAUAAACUUACUUUUUUGGCUGUGGAAAUUUUUCGAUUGCUGAAAAUGAAAGAACUGCGAUUAUCAGACAAUAAAUUGGAAGUUAUUUCACACAAAAUUGAGAAUUUCAGGGAACUUAGGAUUCUUACGCUUGAUAAAAAUUUAUUGAAAAGUAUUUCAGAGAAUAUUUCCCACUGUGUAAUGUUGGAAUGGCUUAGUCUUAAUGAUAAUAAAUUAACAGAACUUCCUAAGAAUAUCCAGAAACUUAAAAAUUUAAAGAAACUUCACGUAAAUGGAAAUUAUAUGUUGAGAAUAACGGAAGAGAUCUCACAUCUUAAUAAUUUACACAGCCUAGAAUUUUCAGGAAAUCUAAUCACAGAUGUUCCCAUUGAAAUAAAAAAUUGCAAAAAAAUAACUAAUUUUAAAUUGAGCUAUAACAAAAUAAUAUAUUUUCCAGUGGGACUGUGUGCUUUGGAUUCUCUUUAUUAUUUGAGUUUUAAUGGCAAUUAUAUUUCAGAAAUACCUGUGGAUAUAUCUUUCAGUAAACAACUGCUUCAUUUAGAAUUUAGUGAAAACAAACUCCAUGUAUUUUCUGAGUACUUAUGUUCCCUUAUUAAUCUUAAGUACCUGGAUCUUGGUAAAAACCAAAUAGAAAAAAUUCCACCAUCUAUUUCCAAUAUGGUCUCACUCCAGGUACUCAUUUUAUGCUGUAAUAAAUUUGGAACAUUCCCUAGAGAAUUAUGUACUUUAGAAAAUUUGCAUGUACUUGAUAUUUCAGAAAACCAAAUACAGAAAAUCCCUUUAGAGAUCUGUAACUUAAAAGGAAUCAAUAAAUUAAAUGUCUCAAGCAAUCAAUUUAUAUAUUUUCCUAUUGAACUGUGCCAACUUCAAUCAUUGGAAGAGCUGAAUAUAAGUCAGAUAAAUGGGAGAAAGUUAACAGGACUUCCAGAAGAAAUGUCUACUAUGACUCAACUUAAAGAACUUGAUAUCUCAAAUAAUGAAAUCAGAGAGCUUCCAAGAAAUAUAGGGGAAUUGAGAAGUUUGGUUAGUUUAAAUGCAAGCAACAAUCAAAUAAGUUAUCUACCACCAUCUUUUCUAUCUUUAAAUGAUCUCCAGCAACUAAACUUGAGUGAAAAUAAUUUGACAGCUCUGCCUAGUGGUAUCUACAAUCUUUUUUCACUGAAGGAGAUAAAUUUUGAUGACAAUCCUUUGCUGAGGCCUCCAAUGGAAAUCUGCAAUGGAAAACAGUUAUAUACUAUUGCACGCUAUCUACAGAGGGCAGAUGAAAGAGACGAGAAAAUUUUAGAGAAGAUCUUCAAGAUAGUUGCCAACAACAUCACUGAAACAAAUUUCAUAAUUUUGUGUCAAAAACUAAACCUUACAAAUUCAGAAACUGAUAUGCCUACCCAGAGAGUCCACCAAACACUUGAUACAUGGAAAACAGAAAGUAACAACUUGUCGCUAACUGCUGCUGCCUUAAGAGACCAACUGAUUCGGGCACUAACUAUGAUAGGAGCACAUGAAAUUAUGGACAAAAUAACAGCUUUAAAACUUUUUACAUGUACAAUUAAAUUCUGA